UGCCUUUAAUACAACAGCAUUGGAGCAGAGGACAGGACUGGAUACAUUCACUGGGAAAUAAAGCAGAAUAGGGGAAUACUAUUGCAUGAACAAAUAGCAGGGGAUAUUUCUUCAUUUCUGCAUUACUGCAGGUUGGAUGAUGGACUAAUGUCACUCCAUUGUGCUCCUUUUCUGCACUGUAGAGUCGGACAAUGAAUUACGUGGGACAGCUGGCUGGUCAGGUGUUUGUGCAAGUGAAGGAGCUGUACCGAGGCCUGAACCCGGCCACUCUGUCUGGUUGUAUAGAUGUGAUAGUGGUGCGUCAGCCUGAUGGCUCCCUACAAUGCUCACCCUUCCACGUUCGCUUUGGCAAGAUGGGUGUCCUGCGCUCGAGGGAAAAAGUGGUUGACAUAGCGAUUAAUGGCGAGCCAGUAAAGCUACACAUGAAACUGGGUGAGAACGGUGAAGCCUUUUUCGUCAAGGAGACUAUAAGUGACAUGGAGACAGUACCAUCCCAUCUGGCCACAUCUCCAAUAAUGACCGAUGGCUCAGCACUGAUGGAAUCCCAGAUGGGCAAAACCGUUUCUCGUCUGAUUGAUCCAAUAUCUGGGACGUCUAUCCAAUCUGUGGGCCCCUCAGGAGAGAACGGUGUGAAGAAGAGGAGAAAGAGGAGAAAGAAAUCCAAAUUAGACAGUGUAAAGCGAGAUGAAAACGGCGACUCGGAGGAUGAGGACAUGUUCCCUAUUGAUCUGAGUUCUGAUGAAGAUAAAGAAACGACACCUAGCAGAGCUAUGUCAUAUGAUUCCUAUGCUGAACAGGUGAACAGCGGUCUAUCCGGGAGCUCCUAUAUGCAGAACAUGGAGUACUCACAAUGCAACAAAGAUUGGAUGAGUGGUCAGAGAACACGUGCGGAACAGACCUGUACUUUAUCUGUCUCAAGUAAUGGAGGUCUGUCCAUCUCUUGCCCACAGCAAUCAUCUACAUUUCCAGCUGGAAACAGCAUGGAACAUGACUUCUUGCCUUCCACACCCAAGAGUGACUCAGAGCUGCUAGUCUCUCAGAAGACCAAGGGAAAGCCAGAGAACCCUGAGAUGCUGUGGGCUUGGGGAGAGUUUCCUCAGGCUGCCAAGCCCAUGUUCAAGCAGUCCAUCCCAGAGCCUAAGGUGGUGGCUCCAGCACCGAUCCCCAAGUCAGACAGCACACACUUUCAGGCGAUCACUAGAGACGGGAUGGUGGAAAAGAUGGAGGAAAAGCCUCCGGUACUCGGAGCCGAAGAGGCAGGAGCUCCAGCAUCUGUUCUUUCUCCAGAUAUGGAUGUAGAAGCCAUCGCUGCAGGGGCUUGCUCUAGUGCAGAUCUAGAACAUGAACAGCAGGGUCCUGGGUUUGAGGGCCAUGCUAAAACCGACUCUCCGUUGAAAAGAAAAGACAAAAGAAGUCAUCAUCUUGGAUCAGAUGGUGUGUAUCUGGAUGACCUUACUGAACUAGAGCCUGAGGUAGCAGCACUCUAUUUUCCCAAAAGUGAAGGCACAGGGUUGGUGAGGAGUCGGACAGAAAUGAGGAGCAACAGUCAGUCACCAAGCAGCGGCAUGGACAGUGGCUGGGACAGCUUUUCUGAUCAAUCAGGAGAGCUGCCCAGUAUCGCCAUCUCACUGUGUGGUGGAUUGACCGAGAACCGAGACAUCACUCGAGAGGAGUUUGAGGAGAAAGCAGUGUCUUAUCAUGAGUUUGCUAAUAAUCCGUCGAUUAUCGAUGACCCCAAUCUGGUUGUCAAAAUUGGAGCCAAGUUUUAUAACUGGAGUACAGCUGCUCCUCUUGUACUGGCCAUGCAGGCGUUUCAGAAACCCUUACCAAAGGCUGCAUUGGAGAACAUUGUGAAGGAGAAAAUGCCCAAGAAAGGAGGACGUUGGUGGUUCUCGUGGCGAGGCAGGAACAGCAGCUCGAAGUCGGAAUCUGCUGAAAGUGGGGAGCAGACACUAGGCAGUAGGUUAAAGGAUGAAUCCUCUUCAAGUGACGACGAAAGCAGACCGACUAAGCCGAGUUCAUCAUGCAAUCAGACUGAAGCUCUUCCCAGUUCUAGCAACAUCUGCUACAAGAAAACUCUCCGGUUGUCCUCAGAGGAGCUGGCCAGUCUGCAGUUAAAAGAGGGCCCCAACGAUGUGGUGUUCAGUGUGACUACGCAGUACCAGGGCACCUGUCGUUGUGAGGGAACCAUAUAUCUGUGGAACUGGGAUGAUAGAAUCGUCAUUUCAGAUAUCGACGGCACAAUCACCAGGUCAGAUACUCUCGGACACAUUCUGCCAACACUGGGCAAAGACUGGACGCAUCAGGGUAUCGCUCGUCUUUACCACAAAGUUAGCCAGAAUGGCUAUAAGUUCAUGUAUUGCUCUGCACGAGCGAUCGGUAUGGCUGAUAUGACAAGAGGCUACUUGCAUUGGGUGAAUGAGAGAGGCACCAUGCUACCCCAAGGCCCCGUCCUCCUCAGCCCCAGCAGCCUGUUCUCUGCAUUGCACAGGGAGGUCAUUGAGAAAAAGCCGGAAAAGUUCAAAAUCGAGUGUCUGACCGACAUCAAGAACCUUUUCCAUCCUAACGCAGAGCCUUUCUAUGCCGCGUUCGGAAACCGAGCAACCGACGUGUAUUCGUAUAAGGAGGUGGGAGUGCCCCUGAACAGGAUCUUCACUGUGAAUCCUAAAGGAGAACUCAUUCAGGAACAUGCUAAGACCAACAUAUCGUCAUACGGGCGCCUGUGUGAAGUGGUCGAUCAUGUUUUUCCGUUGCUGAUUCGAGGCAAUACAUCGGACUUCCCUUGUUCGGACACCUACAGCCAGUUCACUUACUGGAGAGAGCAGCUACCAGAACUGAACAAGCAUGAGCAGGAUGUGAAGAACAGCUGAGGUGAUUAAAAUGCAGGACUGGAAAAAGAGCACAAUUCUGACACAAGCUUGUCGGUUCUGUUGGUAUCGAAAUCUUUCCCUUUAAAUUGUGUUUUUGUUUUUUGCUUUAUUAUUAUUAUUAUUAUUAUAGUUACAGUAGCACUUUUGUUAUUUGAUUAUAUUUAUUCUAUGGUCGUGAUGUCAAUCUUAAUUUGUUUGCACCUUGCCUGUCACUUUAAAGUGUCUAGAGAAAAAGACUCGGAUCUCAGCAAGCAAUAAGACAAAGCUCACAUCUGGACACAAUUUGUCUCCUCGUCAGCCUCUGCUCCUCUCGUGUCUGUUUUUUCUUGGGACAGAUCUAAAUUUUUUGUAUAAGGAAAGCGGGUUGUACAGCUUGUAAAAUAGAUUUAAAAGUAACAUUUUACACUUUUUAUUAUUGACUAAAGAGCACGGCGGACGUCUGAAGUCCCCUCUCAGGUCUCACACCUCGUCUAUUUAGUUCUAGCGCAAACAUCAGCGAACCUCCGUAUGCACUUGUGCCUGAUCGAAACAGUUUACAAACAAUUAUAAACUGUAGUCCAGCGUCAGGUCACGGCAAGACGACGAGUCCCAGCAAACACUGACUCGCUGAGGCAAAUUACAGUGUAUGAAUCCCAACACACACACACACACUGUUCCUCUCACAGCCUUCCUGUUAGUGAUUGACCACAGGGAGUUUAUAUACAUCCACAUACACACACUAUAACUCUCACAGUCUCCCUGAUUGACCACAGGCGUCCUCGUGUACACACAGUCUACAUCUAUAUUAAUCCGUCUAAAAACGCUUCGCAUCAACACUGUUGUUUGCAUCCAAUGUUGCUCAUACGCACGGAUAUUUCUGGAAACGCAUCCUAACCUCGAGACCAUGAGAGGGAUAGUGUGUGUGUAUGUAAUGGGAUUAGCAGUCCGUGGUGCCAUGACCCGACGGCUGUGGUGUUUGCAGGGAGUUGGUCGUCCUGUGGUGCCAUGACCCGACUUUCCUGUUCUCAUUGUACAUUUGUACACUAUCUUGUCCUUUAGUUUUACAACAUGGACGACAGGAAACAUGAAAUUUUAUUUCAACUAUUCGCAAGGAAUAAUAUACACAGCAUUCCUUUAUGUGUCUGUAGUCUUACUAUAUUUCCUCAACAGGAAGGCACUCCAGGAGAGCUAACUUUGUUUUUUUUCCCCUUAUUAACGUGAAAUGUCUGCCUUAGUGUCAUAGCGGUGCAGCAGAUAUGGCAGGGAAUAUUCAGGUGCAUGUUCUCACUGUGUUCAUGUAGAUUUACUCUUGGUUUUCUCCCAUCCCCUGUAUGUGGAUGAGCUGAACACAAAAUCCUCUAGGUGUGAAUGAGAGUGUGUGAGGAUGCCCUGCAAGCUUUCGAACUCCCAUUGAGGCUGCUCUAAAUCCACUACAGCUCCGACUACCUUUUGUGGUCACUAAGUAUGAAUGAAUAUUUUGUUCGAUCUAAUUCUUGGCAUCUUACAUUAUUAAUAUGAACAAGAGCAAAAGGUUGAUUUUGAUUUGUGUAUGGGGUCAGAGUUAUAAUUAAUAGUAUUAAACAGUACAAUACUGUUCAUGUUAUUUAUAAAAGGAAAUAAUAAAAAGGGUGCUGCUGUAACACUAUGCUGCAUAAUCCAGUGCACAUGGAAUUAAUACUGUUAUACCUUUUAUUAUUAAAUAAAUGAUAUAUACUCUAUAUGGACAAAAGUUAGUGGACACCUGAGCAUAAGAUGUGAUUUUUUUCUGAACAUCCCAGUCCACAUUUACCCUUAUAAAUAUUCUCCACUCUUCUGGAAAGAUGUUCCACUAGAUUUUGGAAUGUGCUUGUGGUGUAGGUGAGGUGAGAAGGUCCGGGGUGCAUUUAGCGUUUAAGUUCAUCCCAAAGGUGUUCAAUAGGGUUGGAGCUCUACAGCAGGAGAUCUUAUACUCCAACCCAUGUUAAGCAGAUCUUCAUGGAACUGGGUUUGUGCAUCUUGACAUCUUAUACAAUUAUUUGUGGUAACAGUUUGGCAAACAAACCACAUAUGGAGUGUCCCAAUACUUUUGGCCAUAUAGUGUGAAUAUCAAUUAAAGCUUCAGUGAAUGAAAGCAUGUCAUGUCUUUGUGAAUGUAAUGUAUUUUAAGAUUCAAAAAAUGGUUAAAUUAUUCAAUUUUGUACAAAUAUAUUCUCUUUAUUAUGUUAAUAAUAGUAGACCAUUAAAGAUAUUAAGGGAAGAAACAACAUUGGCGCCCUCUAUGGGAGACUCUUUCCCUUUGAAUAGGUUUCUUUCAAUUUCAGCCAGAACCCUGGACUCGGACUCGUGUGUCCUCAACGGCAGCAUCCGAUAUUCUUUCUGUGAAGGAUCAGCAGUGUUGCGGCUCGUGGGUUUCGGAUUUAUUGUGAUUAAAUGAUGCAAACGAUGAAAAAUCUGUAUAAUAAAAUCUGAUUGCUACACAAA
Silurus meridionalis is the source of this 5309-nucleotide messenger RNA. It is a transcript of the gene lpin1a, whose product is annotated as lipin 1a. Gene Ontology annotation, cellular component: nucleus; mitochondrial outer membrane. Lineage: Eukaryota; Metazoa; Chordata; Actinopteri; Siluriformes; Siluridae. The record is from RefSeq and is a predicted model, not a curated record. The coding region runs from base 192 to 2870 and encodes 892 amino acids. The transcript has 21 exons. Gene Ontology annotation, biological process: fatty acid catabolic process; positive regulation of transcription by RNA polymerase II; triglyceride biosynthetic process. Gene Ontology annotation, molecular function: transcription coactivator activity; phosphatidate phosphatase activity.